Molecule: messenger RNA, 1360 nt
Organism: Rhipicephalus sanguineus (brown dog tick)
Lineage: Eukaryota; Metazoa; Arthropoda; Arachnida; Ixodida; Ixodidae
Product: exocyst complex component 5-like
Biological process (GO): exocytosis; Golgi to plasma membrane transport
Cellular component (GO): exocyst; cytoplasm
Source: RefSeq, a predicted model, not a curated record
GCAGCCUGGGAGGCACAUGGACCCCGAGACGUUUGACCCCAGUGUGCUGCAGGAGGCAUUCAAGCAAGGCAUUCGAGACCUGCAGGUCCUUUUUGAGAUGACCCAGAAAAAGUGCGAACGCCUCGAGAUGAUCUGUCGUGAGGAGGAAGCACGUCAUUGCCACAAGGUGGCUGAACUCCAGGACAAGAACAAGUCCUCGUAUGCCACGUACAAGGAGCUGGAUUCGCAGAUUGGCUAUGUGGCAAUGAAGGUGGUGCACUUGGGAGAUCUCCUGGAAAGUGUGAACACACCCCGUUCACGUGCUGUCGAGGCACAGAAGCUGAUGAAGCACUUUGCAGAGUUUCUUCGCCCAGAACAUGGGUCGCACACGGGCAUCUCUGACCCAGCCAAGCUUCACGAAGCAGCUGACAUUAUCCAGAAACUUCAUCUUAUAGCUCAAGAGUUGCCUUAUGGAAAGUUUGAGAAGGCACGUUUCAAGAUUGCACAGAAGUACAAUGAGAUUGAGAAGGCCCUGAUUGCCGAAUUUGUGCGAGCACAUCAUGAGGGUGACAAGGAGACCAUGAGGCAAGUGGCGGCUGUUCUGUCCCACUUUAGGGGCUAUGCAAACUGCAUUGACACAUUUAUUGACGAGAGCCAAAUGGGUGCAUUCAUGAAGAAGGAUAUGUUCUCAAACAUAGUGCCUCUUUGUGAACGGAGUGAGCAGUCACACUCCUUUUUUUGUAAAUAUCUUCGGACCUUGUAUGAGCUUUACUCAAAAACAAUGCAGCUGUCCUCCAACCUGUCCAAGUUCAAGAUGGGAAAUGACCCUGCUUUCCUGAAGAAGUUGACACGCCAGAUUUUCUCCAAGCAUUUGGACCCGUACCUAUCCAUUGAGAUGCAAUACCUGAGGGACAAAUGCUGCACUGUGCUCAACAGGUACUACGAGUCCAAGAACCACCACAAGCGGCAGUUUCAGUUUGGCGGAAUUCACGACCUUCGUCGUGACCUUCAAGCGAAGCUUGGUGCCCGUUCCAACAUCAAUGCUCCAACAGUGGAGAACUUUGGUGGCGAGACAUUUCUCUCUGAAGAAGUGGCCAUCAAUCUCCUGCAGGAGAGCAAGCUUGCCUUCCAACGCUGCCAGCUGUUGUCCAAGCCUACAGAGCUGCCAAAAAGUGUGGCACAGAUUUUUGACAUACUGCUGAAUGGACUUUGCAUUGAGCACAUCCACUAUGCCCUGGAGAUUGGCCUUAGGGCCAUACCUGUGUCCGAACCAAAGAAUGAGCCAGAGAUUUAUUUCUUUGACACGGUCAGGCAGUGCAACUCCAUUUACCAGCUGCUUGAGAAGCUCUUUAAUAACAACGUGGCACCUCUGCUCCUGUGA